Messenger RNA from Girardinichthys multiradiatus, 1634 nucleotides. RefSeq names its product fatty acid hydroxylase domain containing 2 (gene faxdc2). Bases 96 to 1121 code for a protein of 341 amino acids. NCBI's taxonomy places the organism in Eukaryota, Metazoa, Chordata, Actinopteri, Cyprinodontiformes, Goodeidae. Gene Ontology annotation, molecular function: iron ion binding; C-4 methylsterol oxidase activity. Gene Ontology annotation, biological process: sterol biosynthetic process. The transcript is spliced from 9 exons. The record is from RefSeq and is a predicted model, not a curated record.
AAUCAGGAGCGUCCAUUAGAUGUAAAUAAGCUGCGGCAGUGAACUCAUGUAGCAGCUGGCUGCAGGAGGAACAGAGAGGAAAACUGGAGCGAAACAUGGUGGAGACGGCUGACAGUGAGAGGAGGAGAGCUGAGAGGAGCUCAGCAGGCAGCGGCCAACAGGAGGGCACCGGAGGACUGUGGGAUUCUGUGAAGAAAGCUGCUUUUGUCAUCGGAUCCGGAAUAUUAUUCUUGGCUGCCUUCGGCAACUCCCUGACAUGGCACCUUCAGAAAUUCUGGGGAGCUUCAGGAGACUUCUGGCAGAACAUGUGGACCAAGGUGUACCUGGCAUUUGAAGGUCAUGAUGCUGCUUUGUUCUUUCUGGGAACCAUGUUGGUUCCAACUUCAGCGUUCUGGGUUUUAAACGGUCUCCUGCUGUUGGUGGACACCUCUGGUAAACCAUCUUUCAUCACUCGUUACCGCAUCCAGGAGGACAAGAAUAGUCCAGUCGAUCCUACGAAGCUGAGACAGGCGGUGAAGACCGUGCUCUUCAACCAGGUAUUCAUCUCUGUACCCAUGGUGGUGGGCAUUUACUUCCUGAUGAGCUGGAGAGGCGACGCCUGCGGCCCAGAGCUACCUACCUUCCACUGGGCCCUCAUGGAGCUGGCGGUUUUCUCCAUCUUGGAGGAAAUUCUGUUUUACUACACGCACAGGUUGUUCCACCAUCCCAGCCUCUACAAGCAUUUCCACAAACAGCACCAUGAGUGGACUGCUCCCAUCGGAGUCGUCUCCAUCUACGCUCAUCCUCUGGAGCACGUGAUCUCCAACAUGCUGCCUGUGGUAAUCGGGCCAGUGAUUCUGGGCUCACACAUCACCACCACCUCCAUGUGGUACUGUGUGGCUCUGGUCAGCACCACCAUCUCCCACUGCGGCUACCACCUCCCCUUCCUGCCCUCGCCCGAGUUCCACGACUUCCACCACCUCCGGUUCAACCAGUGCUACGGGGUUUUCGGCAUUCUGGAUCGGCUCCACAGCACCGACUCAAAGUUCAGGCAGACGAAGCAGUACGAACGGCACACCCUGCUCACCAGCCUCACCCCUCUGACCCAGAGCAUCCCCGACACGCCCAAGAAGGGCCAGUGACAACCUGCAGCUUCGGAGCUUUAAGUUCUCAAUCAGCUCUGGUCAUUUUUAUCCCGUCCUAAUCAGUGUUGAAGCCUGGGGAACCGGAUCUCUGUGGUCACACCAUAAUUACAACUUCACCACAGCCUGGCCUUUGAUCCGUUAACAUGUUAGAACCUAAUUAUUCAUGAAGGAAAUGUUCAUCUCCUACCUUCCACAGCACCAAGUGAUGUAACUCUUAUAACAAUGAAUGUAUUAUUUUAGUGUUGAACGUUUAAUCCAGGGUGAUGUAUUAAUCUUUUCUAGCAGUACUUAAAGCUCCCAAGUCCACGCUCUUCUGAUGCGUUUACUUGUAGCUCCGACAGGGGAGACUCAGACCGUGGAGCAGCACGUUCUCGUAGCAUUUGGACUCAAAUGUUAAAUGUCUUUUUCUAUUUUCCUAACUGGGGAAUAUGCAUCCAUCUAAGGUAGAUAAAAUGUGGAGAAUGUUUCGAGAUGACCUUUUAAAGAUGAAAAUAUAUUUCAGAAAUGUUA